Paramecium primaurelia is the source of this 581-nucleotide messenger RNA. The record is from the annotation of a GenBank genome assembly. Lineage: Eukaryota; Ciliophora; Oligohymenophorea; Peniculida; Parameciidae.
AAGAAGAAAUGUAAUGAAUAUUAAUAUUUUAGGUUACCAAGAGGAUAGUAAAAUAUUAGAUUAAUAUUUUUAUAGCGCUUUUAUUAGUAAUAUUGGAAUGAUGUUGUAUGUUACUUGCUGGAUGGCAUAAUAUUGUUAUCAAGCUAAGUCUUACAAUAUUGCAGAUCUAACAGGAAUGGAUCAUUAUCAAACAUGGGUUAUAAUGAAUAUAGCUGGAGCAAGUUGUCUUUUAUUAGGACUCUUGAUUAGUUUGGCUAAAAUUGCAAUUGAUUAAGCUGCCUUAGGGUAUGGAUCAUUGGGAAUCAGUUUAAUUGGAUGGAUUUUAAUAACAAUCGGAAUGGGAAUAGGAUCAGAUACAGCUUAAGUUUGAAUUUUUAAAUAUAUUAAGUUCAAAGACACUUCUCUUGAUUAUAAUAUUCCAGUGUCAAAUUGGUUUGCAAUGACAGGUAUUUGUUUCCAAAUUGCAUUUAAUGGAUAUGAACAUUCAAUUUAAGAGGAUGAUAGCACUGGCUAAACAAGUAAAUAAGUAGAAAUCUGAUUAUUAAUAUAUAUCAUCACAUAAAUAUAAUAUAUUAUAAUAU